CGGUGGUUUUGGCAUCUAAUCUUUGAUAGGCUGCCACAACAAGGGAAGGAUUCAUUUGGUUUUGCUUGUAGGACGGUGGUUUUGGCAUCUAUACGAGUUGCAAAUACAUACAGCUGCUUAGAAUUGGGAGGUUGCCGAUACAUACAGCAAGGUCUCUACAAUGCUUAGCCGAUUGAACUUCGGAAUAAGAUACCGUAUAUCUUACGGGAAAUGGUCUUCAAUUGCUUCAAGCACGUACGAAGGCUUCCUCCACCCUAAAGAAAGCACAAAGCUGCCUGUGUGUAAAUUUGAGAAGAAAGAAUGGUACAAACUUUAGUGUCUGAACUUUGAGCUUCCAGGAAUCUGGAAUUUUAUAUCUAACACACGAGGAAUGGUUUUCCAUUGCUUUGCAUGGAAGUUCCCUUUUGUCUAAAGAAACCAUCUAAAUAAUUCCUAACCCUGAUCUAUAAAUGUCAUUUAUCCUUAGCAAAAUCGAUAUUUCUGUCCUUGACUGCAACUAUUUCAAGAUAUUAUCAGUAGUCUUAUUCGAUGGACAAUGAUGAGAGAAAAGAGCCGGUGGAGGAUGAAGAGAGAAAACAGGCAUCGAGUAGGGUCUGCUAUACCCAACUCGAACAGGUUCAUUCAGAUUUUGCAAUGGCAAUGGUUUUGCAGGAACAAGAAAGGGCUUUUACAAUCCUCACAAGCAUCGAAAGCGAUAGUAACGAGGAAGAAAGUGAUGAAGCUUCAAGUUCCGAAAGCGGUGCUGAUGACAAUGACUAUGAGUUCUUUCAAAGCCAAGAAUUCGAAUCUGAAAUGGAAUUUCUGCAGGAAGGACAGGAUAGUAACAGCGAUGAAGACAUGGAAGAGGAUGAGGUUGACCCAGACGAGCUAUCUUAUGAAGACUUGAUUGCGCUGGGAGAGUUUAUAGGGCAAGAGAAGAGGGGAUUGUCAAGAAAUGAAAUCUCUGCGUGCUUGCGUCCAUGCAACUAUGAGUCUUCAGCAAGCAAAACUGGGACUGAUCGGUGUGUGAUUUGUCAAAUGGAAUAUGAAGAAGAUGAAUCACUGGUAGCUCUUUCUUGUGAUCAUCCUUAUCAUUCUGAAUGCAUAACCAACUGGCUUCAAAUCAACAAGAUUUGCCCCAUUUGCACCACCGAAGUAUCAUCGCCUUAUAAGAAUGUUUAGUUAUUAUCCAUUUGAUAUGCGUUGUAAAAUUCCUAAGAUUCAAGAUUACUUUGAUUGUAACACUUGCGUUCAUGUACUCGAUUAAAAUUGUAAAUCAAGAAUUAAAGGUAUGAUAAGGUUUAGAAUAAA
Molecule: messenger RNA, 1290 nt
Organism: Populus euphratica (Euphrates poplar)
Lineage: Eukaryota; Viridiplantae; Streptophyta; Magnoliopsida; Malpighiales; Salicaceae
Product: E3 ubiquitin ligase BIG BROTHER-related-like
Exons: 1
Coding region: 529-1161 (210 amino acids)
Source: RefSeq, a predicted model, not a curated record